AUGAGUAGAAGCACAGAAACCGCAAAAAGUGUCGUUAUUGGAUCAGGAUUAACAGCUUUGGCAGGUGCCACUACAGGUGCUACCGUUGCUGUUCUCAAGAAUGCGCCCGUAAAGCAAUGGACAGUAUCUACAGGCUUGAAUUGCGGUGUAUUCGGUGCCACAUUCUUCUUGGUCCGAGAAACAUUUAUCACAUAUCAAAGACAGAAAAACUCACAAUUUGGAUUAAAAGACUCGCAGACCAGAGAUUUUGAUGAUCUAUUUAGCAGUGCAAUGGCAGGAGCAACUACUGGAGGCUUACUAUCAGCUGCUUAUAGAGGGCCAAAGAGCGUAGUGUCAGGAGCAGUAAUGUUUGGUGCUCUUUGUACAGGCAUCCAAGCAGUUUUCACAGCAGGCAAUAAUUGGAGACAAGAGUCCAUUCUAAAAAGUGGCAAACUGGAUGGACCCACUUUCCAGCUCACAAUGAAACAGAACAACAUGGAGGAGGAAAAGAAGAAGGAGGGAUUCAGUCUGCUCAAGUACAUUAACCUGCCCUCGUGGUUUCCUAUUCAUCAGCUAUCAGAGGACGAAUACAACGAAUUAUUAGAUACCAAAUUACAGACAUUAGAAGCCGAAUUAGCCGAAUUAGAAAAGAAAUUGAAUGAAAAGAAAUAA
This is a messenger RNA of Mucor velutinosus, 651 nucleotides long. RefSeq lists its product as uncharacterized. NCBI's taxonomy places the organism in Eukaryota, Fungi, Mucoromycota, Mucoromycetes, Mucorales, Mucoraceae. The record is from RefSeq and is a predicted model, not a curated record. Bases 1 to 651 code for a protein of 216 amino acids. The transcript is spliced from 3 exons.